Messenger RNA from Gymnodraco acuticeps, 1281 nucleotides. Its product is annotated as myelin-oligodendrocyte glycoprotein-like. The coding region runs from base 472 to 993 and encodes 173 amino acids. The transcript is spliced from 5 exons. Gene Ontology annotation, biological process: immune response; T cell costimulation; cellular response to lipopolysaccharide. Gene Ontology annotation, cellular component: external side of plasma membrane. Lineage: Eukaryota; Metazoa; Chordata; Actinopteri; Perciformes; Bathydraconidae. The record is from RefSeq and is a predicted model, not a curated record.
GUGUGUGUGUGUGUGUGUGUGUGUGUGUGUGUGUGUGUGUGUGUGUGUGUGUGUGUGUGUGUCCUCUCACAGGGAGAAGAUGAUCUUCCUCAUCCUGCUGCUCCUCUUCCUCACCCCCUGUGUCUCUGGAACAUUUGUAGUGAAUGUGACUCAGACUUCCUAUCAGGCAGAGGAGAACCAAAACAUCACCUUGGAGGGGACCUUCAGCUCCAGAACAGACACUUCUCUCAGAUCCAUUUCUACCUUCUGUCAGCUUUAUACAUAUAUCAGACCCUACGUCCUGUUUCAUCUCCAUCAAGAUGUUGAAUCCCCAGAGUCUCAGGAUCCACAGUUUGCAGGACGAGUCCAGUGGGACAAAGACGUCCUCCCAGAAGGACGCCUCACACUUCAUGUCUCCAGACUCAGGACCAAUGACUCUGGGUUUUAUGUGUGUGACAUCCUCGUCAGACCUGAUGGGACUAACUCUAGGAGAUGCUGGCUCAACGUCACUGGGAGAAGAUGAUCUUCCUCAUCCUGCUGCUCCUCUUCCUCACCCCCUGUGUCUCUGGUGUUGAAUCCCCAGAGUCUCAGGAUCCACAGUUUUCAGGACGAGUCCAGUGGGACAAAGACGUCCUCACAGAAGGACGACUCACACUUCAUGUCUCCAGACUCAGGACCAAUGACUCUGGGUUUUAUGUGUGUGACAUACUCGUCAGACCUGAUGGGAGUAACUCUAGGAGAUGCUGGCUCAACGUCACUGCUGCUGAAGAGCUCGAACCUCAGAGACCAUCAGAGAGUCCUCAAGCAGAGAGUCCGAGAGGACUCUGGCUUAUCGCUGUGAUAACAACUCUGAUUCUCUUUGUCGUCAGCAUGGCCUGCAUUGUUUUAAUACGAUUUAAGAGAAGAACCUACAAUGCAGCCAUACAGAUGGAGAGUUCAUCAGAGGAACAAACCAUCAGGACUAACAUGUCUCCGUCUGAAUCUGAGCAUGAAGUGAGACUCUCCAACAUCUGAUUCAAGAGUCAGAAAAGAGCAGUGUAACCUCUGUAAAGUGUAUUUUUAUACUUAUUUAUUUCAGUCAUCACUGUGAGUUUUAUCAUUCAGCUGUAAGGUCAUCAAUCUGUUCUCUGUUUACUGAUGGAUAUUGUUACCAUGCUCUGCCUUUAAAGUACAUUUCUAAUGUCACAUAUUGGGAAUCAAUCCCUUUUUCUAUGAGAGAAAUCAUGACAUUGUUAGAGGGAAAUGUAAAUAACAACACUACACGCCAGAGGACAAAAACAAUACAACUGUAAAUAAUCUUAA